CUGGUGCGCUUGGUGCGCUAGGUACGGACAGUGACUGGGUACGUCACAGUUCACGGAUGGCCCGGCUGAUGUAUAUUCGACGGAUGGGCGGUUUUCUCCAUGUCCUGCGUGCGUGUCUCGAGGCGGUAAAGCCAAGCUUGUGCAGCAGUUCAGUUGAGCGCAUAAUGAUUAAUGCCAGGUUAUUGACGGCCAGGCGUCAGAAAAGCCAUCUCCUCCCAAGAAAGCGCCAUUCACGACUGGGGAUGCCCUCCCCCUCAAUAUCCAUCUGUGGGGUAUGUAGCUGUCGACCUGUCACUUCUUUGACAGUUCCACUUACACUACAACCACAUCGGUCCUUGCCGUGAUUCCAAAACAAUGCAACAAGAGACCACCGGCACUUGAUGACGAAUGUGUGGUAUACAUACAAUGUCAUGGGCUGCCGCUGCAUUCACGUUCGGGAUUGGAAUCGUCCACUCGAACGUCGACCAGACAUUGUCAGAUAAUGACAGAUUGUUUUUUUCUUAUUGACAUUGAAGGUGGACCUGGUCCUAACUUAUAUAUCACAUUGAACCCCUCACAACUGGUUUGCAUCCAUUGCAGAACCUCACUGUGACGAAAGAAACAGAAAAAAAUAAAGACAACAAUAAAAAUGAACUUGGUUUCUUUUUUUUUUAAAAAAAAAA
Neurospora crassa OR74A is the source of this 662-nucleotide messenger RNA. RefSeq lists its product as hypothetical. The record is from RefSeq and is a predicted model, not a curated record. The transcript has 2 exons. Bases 57 to 344 code for a protein of 95 amino acids. Lineage: Eukaryota; Fungi; Ascomycota; Sordariomycetes; Sordariales; Sordariaceae.